Molecule: messenger RNA, 1381 nt
Organism: Condylostylus longicornis
Lineage: Eukaryota; Metazoa; Arthropoda; Insecta; Diptera; Dolichopodidae
Gene: Usp12-46
Product: ubiquitin carboxyl-terminal hydrolase 46
Exons: 2
Coding region: 198-1280 (360 amino acids)
Biological process (GO): protein deubiquitination
Cellular component (GO): nucleus; cytosol
Molecular function (GO): cysteine-type endopeptidase activity; cysteine-type deubiquitinase activity
Source: RefSeq, a predicted model, not a curated record
AUCAUUUGAAUUCAUUAACAUAUUUAUAUUAGAAAAGAAAAGAAAAAAGAUUGGUUUUCUAUUUAAACGAAAAAAAUUAAAUUAGAAUUGUUUUUAUUGUUUUGGAAUUGUAAAUUGGCCAAAUUAAAAGAAUUUUGAAAAAAUGACCUCAUAGUGUUUUUGCAAAGUAUGGUAUAGUUUGAUUUAACUGUUCGAAAAUGGGUGCGAAUGUAUCACAAUUAGAAAAAGAAAUAGGAUCGGAUAGCUUUCCACCAAAUGAACAUUAUUUUGGUUUGGUGAAUUUUGGAAACACCUGCUAUAGUAAUUCAGUGCUGCAGGCAUUAUAUUUUUGUAAACCUUUUAGAGAAAAAGUUUUGGAAUACAAAGCAAAAAACAAACGUUCUAAGGAAACAUUACUUUCUUGUUUAGCCGACCUGUUUUAUAACAUAGCAACUCAAAAAAAAAAAGUUGGUUCAAUAGCUCCAAAAAAAUUUAUAGCUAGACUUCGAAAAGAAAAAGAAGAAUUUGACAACUAUAUGCAACAAGAUGCUCAUGAAUUUUUAAAUUUUCUAAUAAAUCACAUAAAUGAAAUAAUUUUGGCAGAGAGAAACCAAAGUCAGAAUAAGUUGACAAAUAGUAGUAAUAAAGAAGGCUCAUCUUCAAGUACUGAAAAUCCUCCAGAUCCUACGUGGGUCCAUGAAAUAUUUCAGGGAAUUUUAACAAGCGAAACACGAUGUUUAAAUUGUGAAACUGUUAGUAGUAAAGACGAACACUUUUUUGAUUUACAAGUUGAUGUUGACCAAAAUACGAGUAUUACACAUUGUUUACGAUGUUUUAGUAAUACAGAAACAUUAUGUAGUGAUAAUAAAUUUAAAUGCGAUGUUUGCUGCAGUUAUCAAGAAGCUCAAAAACGUAUGAGGGUUAAAAAAUUGCCAAUGAUAUUGGCAUUGCAUUUAAAACGCUUCAAAUAUAUGGAACAGUAUAACCGUCAUAUUAAAGUUUCACAUCGUGUUGUAUUUCCAUUAGAGUUAAGGCUGUUUAAUACAUCAGAUGAUGCGGUUAAUCCAGAUAGGUUAUACGACUUAAUGGCUGUUGUAAUACAUUGUGGAUCUGGACCAAAUCGUGGACAUUAUAUUAGCAUUGUUAAAAGUCAUGGUUUGUGGUUGUUAUUCGAUGAUGAUAUGGUUGAUAAAAUUGAAGCAUCUAGUUUAGAAGACUUUUACGGUUUAACUUCUGACAUACAGAAAUCUUCUGAAACUGGUUAUAUAUUAUUUUAUCAGUCUCGUGAUUGCGUGCAGUAAAAAUAGAAUUUAGGAAGAUGUUUUUACUUUAAGUGUUUCUGUACUAAAAAAAUUUAGCCGUUAAUAUAGUUGAAUAAACUAUAAUUUUAUUAAAAAAAAUU